AUGGGAAGGCUCAGUCAGUUCAUCGAUUAUCCCACUGAUAUUGAUAUGCAAGCAGCUUAUCGUGUCUUAAAAUAUUUGAAAGGUUGUUCCGCUGUUGGCCUUCUCUUCUUGGCAGAUAAUGAUCUUACUCUUACCGGAUUCUCAGAUGCAGAUUGGGCAACAUGUGCUGAAUUUCACAGGUCAAUCACUGGUCACUGCUUUUAUCUUGGUAAGUCACUGAUUAGUUGGAAGAGCAAGAAGCAGAGCACAGUCGCACGAUCCUCCUCUGAAGCCGAGUAUCGGGUAUUGGCACUUGCAACUUGCCAAGCACAGUGGCUCUCCUACAUCAUGAAGGAUAUUGGACUCCCCAUCACGAAACCAAUUACACUCUUUUGUGAUAACAGAUUUGCCAUUCACAUCGCCACCAACCCAAUUUUCCAUGAAUGA
This is a messenger RNA of Arachis stenosperma, 426 nucleotides long. RefSeq names its product secreted RxLR effector protein 161-like. Bases 1 to 426 code for a protein of 141 amino acids. The record is from RefSeq and is a predicted model, not a curated record. The transcript has a single exon. Lineage: Eukaryota; Viridiplantae; Streptophyta; Magnoliopsida; Fabales; Fabaceae.